Messenger RNA from Suillus plorans, 1306 nucleotides. RefSeq lists its product as uncharacterized. Bases 51 to 926 code for a protein of 291 amino acids. The record is from RefSeq and is a predicted model, not a curated record. Lineage: Eukaryota; Fungi; Basidiomycota; Agaricomycetes; Boletales; Suillaceae. The transcript is spliced from 5 exons.
UUAGCAUUAAGAUAUCAACAAUCUUGAAGCUAAAGCUAAGUUCUCAAUAUAUGGCUCAAGCACCACCCACACCUCCUCCCAUGAGCGCAACAGAGCUUCGUGACGAAGCUCGAGAUUCCAUCAUUGCUUCCUCAACGGGAUCCUCUGAUCCCACCACAUCACCUAAUAGCUCAGGCAGCCUGGAACCUUCCCCACAACUCUCCGCUGUCCAAGAUAUAUACCAGCAAGUUUUUCCCCAGUUAUCUGAUCUGGCCGAGCAAAGGAACUUUAUUGGCAUCACUAAUAUCGCUGAACAUCAUGACUUGAAUGGUUCAAAUGACAAAAGUCACUCCAGACUGCUUUUGAUUGCCCCCUUGGUCCUGGCUUACAUGGUGCUGGAUGACUUAACACCUGCUCAACAUGCCCUUGCACGGUUACCUGAAAAUGUGUCCUCGCAUCCCCUGUCACAUGCACUCGCAGCACUCUUAGCAUCCGCUUUGGAACGAAAGUAUGAAAACACUUACGCCCGGGCUCAAGAGCUGUUCAAGAUGUCGCAGCAAAGUGACUUCCCAGAUCCAAGGCUAGGAAAAACUGUUGGUCUGCUGGUUAACGACUUCCUUGAUGCGUUCCGCAAGAACACCUUCACGCUUGUUUCGCGAGCAUUCGCGUGCCUCCAUGUUACGGAAGCUCAGAAAUUACUUGGACUGGGACAAAAGGAGGUGCUUGCCAGUAAGCUCAAUGGGCAACUGCAUACUAUUCUUGCUGAACUGCUGUCCUUUUCUGAAGUUGCGAACAGCAACCACUGGCAGUUCGACGCCACCAGUGGUAUAUUGCGACCCUCUAAUGCUUCUCUUCCUGCUCUCGUUGCUACGAAACCUGUACUACCGUCCUCGGUGAUGACGUUCGAUCUCGUUGUGAACAGUGUUACAACCUCAGAAGUAUGUUGAUGUCAAUAUAUGUUUUUGUCAACCUCCACAAUGUAAUCAUACGACGCGGUAUGCUCUCGUACAUCCUGAGUGAUACCGUCCCAGUGUAGUCGAAUGCGGGACUGAACGAGGCUUCUAGGACUACCAUAUUCCUCCAAUAUCUGCUAGGUAUGUAGAAUCAGGAAAAGUCUUAACAUUAAGUGGACCUGACUAACUAAGUUGGACUGAGUGAGCUCUCCCGGGGGGUCUGUUCAUUGCAGUGCGUAGUAAUAUGCAGUCCUUAAGGUCUCACAUACCGAAAGGGGAGUGGAAGAUGUCGAAGCACAGGAUAAGAUGAGUGUCGAGGCGUGAAGCGCUUGAGAUAGAGUCGUGAAGACGUAAUAUCUUGUCGUUGCCAUUGC